This is a messenger RNA of Cyphellophora attinorum, 1824 nucleotides long. RefSeq names its product RNA-binding post-transcriptional regulator cip2. The record is from RefSeq and is a predicted model, not a curated record. Gene Ontology annotation, cellular component: cytoplasm; nucleus. NCBI's taxonomy places the organism in Eukaryota, Fungi, Ascomycota, Eurotiomycetes, Chaetothyriales, Cyphellophoraceae. Gene Ontology annotation, molecular function: mRNA binding. The transcript is spliced from 3 exons. The coding region runs from base 1 to 1824 and encodes 607 amino acids.
AUGACAACGUUCAGCAAUGUUGGCGAACCUGCCUACGACGACUUCAAUCGCUCGCCGAGAGGAUUCCGUCAGCCGCCUCCCGUCCAACGCCAGCCAGGCAGACAAGACGGAUUCUCGACGAUGCAUGGACCAUUUGGGCUGGAUCACAACAUGCCUGCCAAUCGCUUCGGUAGAGGCGAUCCGUUUGGCAACAGCUUUCAACAGCCGGCGGGAAACAAUAUGUCUCAUUUUCCCUAUGAUCUGAAUGCUGCUCAGACCUGGAACUCGCCCGCGCCUCCUAUGCCUUCGCUAAGCAACGGUAUGGGGCCCAUGGGCCAGAACGGCGACUUCGGUCCUGCUCGAAGCGUCAAGCCCAGUCGCGGUCGCACCGCUAUCAACCAGAUCUGGUACGAUCAGGCACAAGGUCCUCAACAGCAGCCUCCAUCUAUCAAUGCACCCCGCAUCCACCCUGGCCGAAUGGAUGAUGACGAUGAUGAGCUCAUUCCAACAGCUAUAGUGAUCAAGAACAUUCCUUUUGCUGUCAAGAAAGAGCAGCUUGUCAAUCUGAUGGUCGAGAUGAAUUUGCCUCUGCCCUAUGCCUUCAACUAUCAUUUCGAUAACGGUGUGUUCCGCGGCUUGGCUUUUGCCAAUUUCACAUCGCCGCAGGAGACCGAAGCCGUCAUCAAUGCGCUGAACCACAUGGAACUCAGCGGACGCAAACUGCGGGUCGAGUACAAGAAAAUGCUACCCUUGGCCGAGCGCGAACGUAUAGAGCGCGAAAAGCGUGAGCGCCGUGGGCAGCUGGAAGAGCAACAUCGUCCUCUUCCGCAAACACAGCUCUCGAAUCAGCUUUCUCUCAACUCUCUUGGACCAGUGCGCAACACUCCUUCGCCUAUGUCGUCCAGAUCAGCUGUCGCGCAGAAGCCAGACGUUGAUAUGAACGAUCCUCGUACCCUGGAACUCUAUUCCGAGCUUUUCAUGUUCCAGCGGGACACUUCUCGCGAGAUCCUCAUCUUCCCGACCACUCUCGACCCCCAGGAGCGCCGCACUGUCCAUACCCUUGCCCACAAUAUGGGCCUGCAGCAUGGCAGCAGAGGCACUGGCGAGCAGCGUCAAGUCCACAUUUUCCGCGUCGCUUCUGGCAAUAAUGUCAGCCCUCCUGCAUUGUCGGGCGCGUUUGCUUCCAGCGAAGGUCUGCGCCAGACUCUGGGACGUUCGUCAACAGGUGACAUUGCUCAUGAUCGUUAUGAGGGUGUCCCGAAUUACAACAACAAUAGCAACGUUCUCCGAGGCCAGUCUUCUGUCGGUCUGCUUGACGUCGAUGGUGGGUAUGGUCGCAAUGCUGACAACAAUCUGCGUAACGCCAAGAGCUUUGCUGAUCUGCGGACCUGGAGUCCAUCACCUGGCCAAAAUUCUGUGAACUUCCCAUCGGCUCUUCAAGAUAACGGUGCGCGACUCCAGCGCCAGCAACAAGCUAUCAACGACGCCACCAACGGCUCUAGCACCCCCAGCUUAACUCAGAACGAGCACCAGUCUCGUGCCCCUGCCGACGCGUCAUUCCUCAUUUCUGGGAUGACCACCAUGAACAUUAGCAACGGCGCGAAUACUAGUCCACGCCGUCAGCGCAGCCUCUUCGGCGCCAGCGACUGGAACGAUGCCUCCAACUACCAACCCGCUGGACCGAUUGGCAGCAAACGCGCUGUCAGCAUGGGACCCAACAACCAGGAGCUAGGUCCAUCCCGCCAACCUCGUGGACCGGCCUCCAACACCGUCGGCUUCCGACGACUUAACGGACGUGGUGAUAGCGACGAGUUGCGUAAAGCUACGUCUGCUAUCGCCGAAUGA